GUAAUAGCUGUUUAUUUUGUAGAUGCCAUCACAAACUUAGUGUUCUAGCUUCUGACUCCCCUUUGGUGAGCCCAAAAUGCAAAGUUCAUACUAAGGAAAGAUUUGUAGCACGUGAAGAUCUUGUAUCUCAGAUUAUGGAUAUGGGUAUCUGUAGGAAUGGUGCUACAAAGGCACUGUAUUGGACAGGAAACAAAUCGGCUCUUGCAGCCUCCAACUGGAUAUUUGAUCAACCGGAGAGGGACCUUGAUACUCCCCUCGAGGAUGAGUUGGAAAUGAUAAGGGCUCAGCAAGCUGAACGAGAAAGGGAGGAAAGGGAACGAGAAGAAAUGCUGAGGGCAUGUCGCAGAGUACACACCAGUCAUGUUCAUCACCACCAUCAUCACCUCCAUCUAGACGAGAGCUUAGAUCCAGACGAUCUUGAGGAACUACAGGACGAGGAAGAUGUCGAUGAUGAGGAUGACGACGAGGAUGAUGACGAAGAUGACGAGGAUGAAGAUGAGGAAGAUAUGGAUUAUAAGAUGGUGUUCGUUGUCAACCGAUCAUUGAAUUUAACUCCGGGAGUGAUGACACUUCUGGUCUCAAAAGCUACAGCAGGACUUUACAGGAAAAUAAAUGCACAGGCACAGAGUGUUGAAUUUGGGCCAGAGGCGUUGGCUAUGUGGUCUGAUCUCGGAGAAAAAACAGUCAUAUUGUGGGCUGACACUGAACAGCACAUAAAGGAUCUAGAAUUAAUGGGCAGAAACCUACAGUUACCUUCCUACAUGAUGGAUGCUAGAGAGGGUAUGGGGAAGGCGGUUCUAGGCGUGUUUGGAGAGGAAAGAGUAGUAAACAAGGUCACCGGUAGAUUGAAGGUUGUCGUAUAAGAAGUUCUGCUCUCGGCAAUACAUAUUUACUAUUUAGCAGUCGGCACACUUAUGUUAACAUUUUUUCAAUGUUUUUCAAUGUUUUUCAAUGUUUUUUAAUUAUUAGAAUGCUUUCAUUUACUAAUAAGCCAUCAAUUAAACUUUUUUUUUAUUUGUUGAUCUUUUUG
Molecule: messenger RNA, 1030 nt
Organism: Eurytemora carolleeae
Lineage: Eukaryota; Metazoa; Arthropoda; Copepoda; Calanoida; Temoridae
Exons: 6
Coding region: 135-863 (242 amino acids)
Cellular component (GO): mitochondrion; cytosol
Molecular function (GO): peptidyl-tRNA hydrolase activity; protein binding
Source: RefSeq, a predicted model, not a curated record